UUCCGGACGGACUCGCCGCACGCUCCUCCACUCCCUCCGCGUGCUGUCCUCGCCGUGCACGCGCGUGGUACCCACGGUCGUGAGGAGGAGGAGGAUGUUGCGCGUGAAGGGGAAAUGGCUGCCGAAAACAAGCCGGAAGGACUGAAGAAAGUUCGUAAUCCGGAUCGAAUGUACAGAUCAACCGUGUGUUAUGCUGGCCACGGUCCACCUAAGAGUAUCAGUGAUGACGCAGAGACCAACAGUAAGAAUGAACAUGGACAUUUGAAAAUAUACCUGCCCAAGAAGCUGCUUGAAUGUCUACCAAAAUGUACCUCGCUGCCAAAAGAGAGACACCGGUGGAACACCAAUGAGGAGAUUGCAGCUUAUUUGAUAACGUUUGAAAAGCAUGAAGAAUGGCUAACAACAUCCCCUAAAACAAGGCCACAGAAUGGGUCGAUGAUAUUGUACAAUCGCAAGAAAGUGAAGUACAGAAAGGAUGGCUACUGUUGGAAGAAGAGGAAAGAUGGGAAGACUACACGGGAGGAUCACAUGAAGCUGAAAGUGCAAGGAGUUGAGUGUCUGUACGGCUGCUACGUUCACUCGUCCAUCAUCCCCACCUUCCACCGUAGGUGCUACUGGCUGCUCCAGAACCCUGACAUUGUGCUGGUCCAUUAUUUGAAUGUGCCAGCCAUUGAGGAUUGUGGGAAACCAUGCGGUCCAAUCCUGUGUUCCAUCAAUACAGACAAGAAGGAGUGGGCCAAGUGGACCAAGGAGGAGCUGAUCGGCCAGCUCAAACCCAUGUUUCAUGGCAUCAAGUGGACUUGCAGCAAUGGGAACAGCAGCUCUGGCUUCUCAGUGGAGCAGCUAGUGCAACAAAUACUGGACAGCCACCAAACUAAGCCACCUCCCCGGACUCACAACUGCCUCUGCACGGGCACUCUGGGUGCAGGUAGCAGUGUGCACCACAAAUGCAACAGUGCCAAACACCGCAUCAUCUCCCCCAAAGUGGACCCCCGCACAGGAGCCUACAGCAACGCUCACUCUGAAGUACAAAACAAUGACGUGUCAGAGGGGAAGACUGAGCACUGUGGCCAUGGUGGAAGCAAAAGCUCGGGCGGAGGAGGCGGAGGAGGAAGCACCAGGGAGAAACGUAACGGGAAAGUCCACAAGCCCAUCUUGUUGCAUCAGAACAGCACUGAGGUAUCGUCCACCAACCAGGUUGAGGUGCCUGACACCACACAGAACUCCCCUGUGUCUAUCAGCAGUGGUCUCAACAGCGACCCAGACAUAGCUGACAGCCCUGUGGUGACAGGAAUAAGUCAUGUGGCUUCUGUCAUGUCGGGCCUCUCCCAGGGGGUCUUUAUUUCAGAUGUUUCUGGAGACCCCGUCUAUAGCAUGUCUCCAACUGGUGGCCCCAACACUCACCUCAUGGGUGCAGAUGCCACCUCCCAGGGCUUGGUGCUCUCUGAUCGGCACAAAUUUGCUUUCCCAAGUGGAGGAGUAGGCGAACCGGGGAAUACAGGAGACAGUCUUUCCAUGUUGUCUACCGCCGGAGUGUCUGAAGAACUGGUGCUCUCAAGCAGUCUGGACGCUGGAACUAUCAAGAUCCCAGAAACCAAUAUGAACUUUGACCCCGACUGCUUCCUGAAUAACCCCAAACAAGGCCAGACCUAUGGAGGCAGUGCAAUGAAGACAGAGACAAACUGUGCCACAUCCUCCUGCGGGGUCAGUGGUACUGCCAACGACACACUGCAGACCUCCCCUUCAAUGUCAGACAAUGGCUACAGCUUCAGCUCAGCUUUAGUGAAGAACAUCAAGACAGAGGACACAUCGUUUGAGCAGCAGCUGGCCAAGGAAAGUGGCUACCAGGUGGGGGCAGUAGUGAACUGUGCUAGUGGGGUGUCUGUGCCACAAGGUGCUGGCUCAGGCCAGGGUGGCCUCUCGUUGACCACAGCAGGAUCCUUGCUUCCUUCUGGUGGGGGUUUAAGUCCGAGCACCACUCUGGAGCAGAUGGAUUUCAGUGCAAUUGAUGCCAAGCAGGACUAUGCGUCCAGCACUUCUACAGUGAGCUAUGGUCAGGCCUUGUCUAGUCCUCACAUGCCACACCAGAACCGUUCUCCCAGUUUCUUUCUUCAGGAUGCUUCUCAAUCCAGCCAGGUUCAGCAGGGAAGAGCCAGCAUGGGCCAGAAAACACACAUCAUGGAGCACAACUCCCAUGACUAUAUGGGGCUGCAGGUGGUAAAGACUGAAUCUCCUGGCAGCAAUGGUCACCUUCACCACCACCAGCAGACCCAACAUAGGGCCAACUGUAAUGGAGGCUCACCAACAGAUGCCAUUGGCCAAGCUGGCUCCCUGCAGCUGCUACAGUACCAGGGGGCAUUCCCUGGUCUCAGCACUGAGCAUGAGGAGGUAGUGGGUAUGGAGCAGCCAGGGGGUGUUAGUUCAGGACAGGCUGGACCCACAGAGAAUGGUGCAGAGAAUGUACUUAAGCAAGGGGAUCAAAUGCAGACCUGUGUGUCACGAAAUGGAGAAGGAGGUGGUGCUGAGCACUAUAUGCAGCAGGCGUCUGAUGGAGGAGGAGGAGGAAAUGGUGGUCCAGGUGAAGGUGUCGCGAUUCACAAUGGAAACAGUGAUGGUAGCACACACACUCCUCAGCAGCAGCAGCUGCAGCCACUCCUCCAAGGCGCUAGCAUGGUCCAGGGACUUUAUAACACUGUUGCAGCCCACCAAGGCCUGGGAGGAACAGCUAAUAAUGGAGGAGCAGGGGGGACAGGAAUGGAGAUCAGUCUGGAUCACUUUGACAUCUCUUUUGGAAACCAGUUCUCUGACCUCAUUAAUGACUUCAUUUCAGUCGAUGGCAGUGGAACAGCCAUGUCAACUGGAGGGAGCCUCUAUACUCACCAGCUCGUCGCAUCCCACAGCUCUGACGGUCAAAACACCGCUGGUGGGGCACCACCGCAGGGCCAGGAGGAUGCAGUGGCCAGGGGUUCUGGCUACAACACAUCAGAGCUCUGCCUUCAACCAUGCUGCAGCCCCCAGUCUCUCAGUGGAGGAGGAGGAGGAAACACGGGGGAAGCGGGUUCACUGUCGUACAUGAAUGUAGCGGAUGUGGUCUCUGCAGCUGUCGCCCACGGCACUCUGGGGAUGCUCCAGGCCACCGGGAGGCUCUUCAUCGUUACUGACUACUCUCCUGAGUGGUCCUAUCCUGAGGGCGGUGUUAAAGUGCUAAUCACCGGGCCCUGGCAAGAGGCAGGCUCAAACUACAGCUGUUUGUUCGACCAGAUUUCAGUUCCCGCCUCUCUCAUCCAACCAGGAGUUCUGCGUUGCUACUGCCCAGCUCAUGACACAGGUCUGGUGACACUACAAGUGGCUGUCAGUAACCAGAUCAUCUCCAACUCUGUGGUUUUUGAGUAUAAGGCUCGUGCUCUUCCCUCCCUGCCGUCUUCUCAGCAUGACUGGCUCUCACUGGAUGAUAACCAGUUCAGAAUGUCCAUCCUGGAGCGCUUGGAGCAGAUGGAGAGGAGGAUGGCAGAGAUGGCCAGCCACCAGCAACAGAUCACUGCAGGGAGUGGUGGAGCUGGAGGAGGAACAGGAGGAGCCGGCACAGGGGGAGGUGGUGGAGGGGGAGACAACAACAGCCAGACCCAAUGUGUAUCUGGCCAAACGCAGGCCAGCAGCUCCUUUGAGAGCCGUGUUGUGGUGGUUUGUGAGAAGAUGAUGAGCCGAGCUUGCUGGGCCAAGUCCAAACAUUUAAUCCACUCAAAGACUUUCCGAGGCAUGACGCUCCUUCACCUGGCUGCAGGCCAGGGUUACGCCACACUCAUCCAAACACUCAUCAAGUGGCGCACUAAGCAUGCUGAUAGUAUUGAUUUGGAGUUAGAAGUGGACCCUCUAAAUGUGGAUCAUUUCUCCUGCACGCCUCUGAUGUGGGCAUGUGCACUAGGUCACCUGGAGGCAGCCGUGGUCCUGUAUAAAUGGGAUAGACGGGCCCUGGCAAUUCCAGAUUCUCUGGGCCGCCUACCACUUUCGAUCGCCCGUUCUCGUGGCCAUACCAAACUCGCUGAAUGUCUGGAGCAGCUGCAGAGGGAGGAGCAGCAGCCACCAGCUCCUCUACCACCCACAACCCGCAUAUCUUUCUCCCCUGACACCCCCACAACAGACAGCUGGAUGCUCAGUUGGGCGAAUGAGAGUGUAGUUGCACCCGGUGGCAAGAGAGUAGGUCCUGCUACCACAACAACCACAUCCAGCAACACCAGCCUCAAUCCCGACUUGAGGAGGCCUAGGUCAGAGCCUUCCAGCUAUUACAGUAGCGAGGGCCAAAGAGAUCUCCCACUAGCUAAAAAGCAUAAACCCAACCCAGAACUGUUUCAGACACGGCCUGACAAGGCCAUGUCUGUUCCUCUUAGCCUAGAGCAGCAACAGCUCCACAAGCUGUCCUCUAGCCCCAAGGCCCAGUCUUUCGAGGGAUCAGAAAAUGGCCUGUCUAUUGGAGGUAGCACGGGGACAGCCAGAUGGAGCCCCAGAGAAAGUUUCUCCGGCAGCAGCAUGGGGAGGAAGGGGCUGGGGGUCAGCGGAAGCAGCACCUUGGGGAAGGAAAAGCUUGUUACCCGGUUACGCCAUCGGGAACAGCUUGGCAUGCUGGUGAUGGCAGAUAGAGACAUGGCUGAUGCAGAAAUGCUCGCUUAUCGGGAAGAUCUGGAGAAUCAGGACUGUCUUGCUCAGAUGGAUGACCUGCAGGCAAAUAUGAUGACUCUGGCAGAGCACAUCAUUGAGGCAACGCCGGAGAGAAUCAAGAGGGAGAACUUUACCGCUGCAGACUCUUUACCAGUAGACACAUCUGGGGUUAACAGCACUAUGAACUGGCUGGCCAACUACCUGGGCGAUGCAGAGCAGCUACCGAGCAUCUUACACUUACGUCUGAGUCCUGAGGGGUCCCCGCUGGGAGAGGGGCCGCUGGAGAGGUCCACACUUCCAUCGCCUGCAGACUGGAAUGAGUUCCUCAAUGCCUCCAACAGCAAAGUGGAGAGAGACCUGGCCCAGCUGACUCUGUCCGACCCAGAACAGAGAGAACUAUAUGAAGCUGCCCGCCUAGUUCAGACAGCCUUCCACAAGUACAAGGGGCGGUCACUCCGAGAACAACAGGAAGUAGCUGCUGCUGUUAUUCAGCGUUGUUACAAGAAAUACAAACAGCUUACAUGGAUAGCCUUGAAGUAUGCACUUUAUAAGAAGAUGACGCAGGCCGCCAUCCUUAUCCAGAGUAAAUUCCGCAGCUACCACGAGCAGAAGAAAUUCCAGCAGAGCAGGAGAGCUGCCGUGCUCAUUCAGCAAUACUACCGCAGCUACAGACUCAAGCCUCACCACCGUGGGGCGGCCGCUGCCCUGGUGCAGCACAAAUUGAGAGGUUGUCUGCUCACCAAGAGGCAGGAUCAAGCUGCCAGGAAGAUCAUGAGGUUCUUACGUCGGUGCCGCCACAGCCCCUUGAUGGACCAUAGACUGUUCAAGCGGGGUGAAAGAAUUGAAAAGGGCCAGGGAACAUGAGACCACUCAGAAGAGCCCCCUCGCAAUGUGACAUCACUCCUCCAACACCUCCUUUUUUUAUUUGUAUUUUAUUUUUUUGGAACCAAGACAUUAUACAAGAGAAAGGGAUGAAAAUAGUAUCAGUGCAGUGUCACUAUAACACACAUUUUUUUCCACAAAUAUAUAUAUUCUUUCCACUGGAUUUCAGUUGGAGAGUGGCAACUUCUACUAUGGAAUUAUAAACUUCAGCGGUGUGAGAGGGGUGCAGAACAUUUUGCUUCAUGGCAUUUUUUUGCACUUUUUUCUGGACACGAUUUCAGACUGUGAAGGAAGAGAAUGCUGGGCAAGCCACAGUAGGUCUGUCACUUGUGAAUAGACGUGAAUAAAGGCUGCUGCUGAAUAUCUCAGACCAUAGGGAGACCAUGCUGGAAGACUCUAAUUGUAUUUCACAAUUUUUUUAAGUGACCAAUUAAUUCAAAAGGGGAUGGAUUUGUUUUUGUCCAACCACAUCAGUCAAGCCACUCUGCCACAUCGAUGAUACAUACAUGCAUUUGUAAUCAGCUCAACAGCUCAUCGUCUCCCACUGUGCUCUGCCCCGUCUCUCGGCCCCCAAGGCUGGAGCUACAACUGAAUGUAGUCGGGGGUUAACUGUGCAGAAGCAAAUAAGGGAUUUAAUUUUUCUGUUUUUCUGUUGCCUGUUGUUGCUUUAUUACUUGAAUUUGUUUCAUACUCAUACUGUCCAAUGUGUUUGUCCCCUCAUGUCUAAUAAUGUAUUGGUGAUCUGUAUCUCCAGGUUCUAUGUUGUAGAAUCUUAUCCCAAAAAAAUGCAUGACUUCUGCGUAAGAAAAGUCUUUGCUCGUGUGUUUAUGGUCUUAGUCUUUCAGCCGAACCUCGGGUUCUCUCUGCACAUAUCCAUUUUUCCACGCAAGACUACCCCUUCAUUGUAUUUGUUUCUCACGUUUGCCUAUUUUGUGUGAUAAAAGUUCGGGUCAUGCAGGUUAUUACAGUUGUUUUUCAGUGAACUUCAGAGCCGGCAAGGGCUUUUGAGGGGAAGAUCACAUACAUUGCCUUGACGUCUUAGAGAUUCUUUGAGGGGUCCCUAAGCUUGUCCCAAAAUAGGGGUUUGACAAAUCCAUAUUUUUGACAAUUGAGCGAACGUUUCUGUAUAUAACGAAGGCUGAAAGUACGUAGGAAAAAAACACAUUUACCCGAUGGGGAUUGUAUUUUAGAAAUAUAUUAUUUUAUUCAUUUAAAAAAAAUGGGUCAAAAAGAGGUACAAGACAAACACAAAUAUUUGUAUAGUUUUCUUUGAAUGCCUAAGAAGUACAGUUGUAUUGUUUGUAAAUAGUGUAAAUAACUGGGAUAAAAAUGAGUUAUGUGCAUGAAAAGUAUGAAGAGUCAAAUGGGAAAAAACAACAAAGCAGUAGUGGCUAUGCUCUGUAAAAUGAAAACAAUUUCACUAUUUUAGAGUAUUUUAUUUUGAUUGUUCUUAAACAUUUUGCUGAAGCAUGAUGUUAUUGCCAUAUGAAAAGUUACAAAAUACUUUAUGUAGAGUUAGGCAAUGUCUGUAGAAUUUACCCUAAAGCACCUUGUUAUGGGUUUUUUUAAUACAUUUUUUAGCUACCCAUAAUCCUUUGCCAAUGGUGCCAAGGAAUGUGAAUGCUACAUCAUAGCUUGGGAAAACAUGUUUUGCAAAGCUGUUACUCAUACCGGCACUCUGAAGACCGUGACAGUUCAACUAACCAAGAACAAUAACAACAUUUUAAAAGGCAGUCAUAUUUAAGCAGAAGGCAUUUCAAAUCUCAUCUCUUUCUCCCGUGAAUUGAUAGCAGAGUUUUUAUUUUGGUUCUCUUUGCAAAAGGAAUGUGAUGAGUUAUCUUGUCUGAUCUGAAAGAUUGUAAAUGGCAGCCUUGAUCAGGGUCUUCAGUCUACAUCGACAAGACGUGAAUGACUUCACAUCUUUUAAAUGUGCCGUGUGAUGUAGUAUUAACUCACUAAGUCUCACAAUUUUACAAAUUCAGUAUUUCAUCCUUGAUCAAGGCUGCCGGGUCUAAGCCCACCUUAUGCUGUAAAUUCUGUGUAAAGUCAAUAUUUCAAGCUGACAAACGUGUAGCACUCUGUGCAUGGCUGGAUCUUUUUUUCAAGCAGCAACAUCCAAAGGUGCUAAAUUUAUUCUACCCAAAAUUCAACAUUAAAAAUGGUCACUAAUGUGUGCAAAACUGUAGUCAAUAAGUGUAUUUUUCAUAUUGAAAUUACACAGUCAUAUUUGUUCAACCAUAAUUUGGCUUAAUUGAAUGUUAAUUGUCAUUUUCAGGUCCGAUUCGUACACUUUAUUUGGACAGUGUUUAUGUAGAAAGUGCCUAUUUACCAAACCUAAAACACCCUCGUUUUCUCCAAACAAACAGAUCGACACUAUUACCUUCCAAUGGUCAUAGCUAUCAUAUAAUAUUCCCUUUUCUCACCACUGUCCAUGCCGCUCCAGCUUGCCAACAGCCCGUCUUUCUUUUUGUCUUCUUGUUUGUUCUCUGCUGGCACAGAAUGCUCAAAUCACACUUAAAAAUGCCACUACUGGGGUUUGUUGCAACACAUUCACCCCCUGUUCUGCGGGUCGAAUGCAUAGCCAAUGCAAAUUGCUAAAAGGAGGGAGAUUUAUUAUGCUUGCAUGGGUAAAAUAGUGAACUGGGUGAUAGAAGUGCACCUGAAGCAUGCUUACUUUCCUAGAAUCGGUAGUCGGAUUAACUUGUUAUAUGACAUACAGGUUCUGCAAUGCGAUGAGCUUUGGUUUGACGUGCCACCAAAAGAGAAGAGGGCACAGGCUCAAUAAAAGGUAGCUACUAAUGUUUUCAUGGCAACGCACAUAGACAGGAUUGUUUUUCAGCAAGCUUCAAAUAAGCAUUUUUUUGUCUUUUGGUUUACAUGUUACACUGAUUUAAAUUGAAUCUGUGUUCUCCCAAUUUAAACUAUAAACGACAAGCUUUUGAGAUCAUUGGGAAAGAAUGCAGAACAAAAAGAGGCAUAGCUAUGUCAAAGGUGGGCAUUGCUCUGCUUUAGCCUGCAGGGGCUGUUUCAUCUCCCCUUUUGUGUUUUACUCAGGGUGACAAAAUGGAGAGGAGUAAACAGAGCAAAGCGGAGGAGGCUGAAUUUGAAUGAACAAAAAUUGCAGGCACCAGCAGAUCAUUGGAUUUAUUGAAGAUGAUUUCACAUUUUGCAUUCGAUGUGCCCAAAAGAUGAACGUGAAAUUGAAUUGAUUUCGAUUUUCAUUCAAUGACUGUCAAUUCACCUAAGAAUCUGGCUUUCCCCCCACGUCUUGUUCCCGCCACCCCUACGAGAGAGAGCUCUAGACACAUCAGGACAACAGACACACAGUGUCGCUGCAUCUUUCACUCGUCAGUGCAGAGCAAUAGAGAUGUUUUGUGGAGACCUACAUUUGAAAUGGUCAGGCACAUCUAGUCGACUGACUCUUAUGCAAAUGCCAGUAUUGCAAGACAAGCAUUCAGUAGUUUACGGAGAGCACCCUAUACCGAACUGCACGUUUUCAUCGAUUCCAAACAUGAAGAAAAAAAAGGCCCAACUUUGAUAGAAAGCUAUGGGUCCUCGACACUUUGCAUGUGAACUAGUGUUAGAACUACUUUCCUCUCCUCUAUAGCGGUCUUUCUCUGUCUCCCCCUGUUAUGUGACUUUUCUCCGCUGCUCUCAAAAGUUCCAGCUCCCCUUGGUUUUCCCGAUGUGUUUUACUUUCUCUUUUUUCCCCUUCCCUUCUCUUGUUUGUAAGUCUUAUUUUUUGUAAUUGUGCAUGUACAAGCGUCACUGACUCGAUGGAUAUGUUUAAAAAAAAAAAAAAGAGUGAUUUCAGCUGCUGAAGCCAUGCAAAACAUUUUGAAUUGCCCUUAAAAUAUGGAAGAUGUUUUCUGAAUGCUUUAUAUUCUUUCUGCUGUAAAAUAAUAAUAAAAAAAUGAAAAAAUGUU
Molecule: messenger RNA, 9461 nt
Organism: Dunckerocampus dactyliophorus (ringed pipefish)
Lineage: Eukaryota; Metazoa; Chordata; Actinopteri; Syngnathiformes; Syngnathidae
Gene: camta1a
Product: calmodulin binding transcription activator 1a
Exons: 24
Coding region: 115-5517 (1800 amino acids)
Biological process (GO): regulation of transcription by RNA polymerase II
Cellular component (GO): nucleus
Molecular function (GO): double-stranded DNA binding; transcription coregulator activity; protein binding
Source: RefSeq, a predicted model, not a curated record